This is a messenger RNA of Rhizophagus irregularis DAOM 181602=DAOM 197198, 1032 nucleotides long. The record is from RefSeq and is a predicted model, not a curated record. Lineage: Eukaryota; Fungi; Glomeromycota; Glomeromycetes; Glomerales; Glomeraceae.
AUGCUUUUCCUCUGCUUGAUCGUUAUUUAUUUGUAUCUUGAUGAGUUCACUUUGGCUUUUACUCCUAAAAUAGUUUGGGGCCACAGCGCCGUAUUUGCAGAUUCUAGAAUAUAUAUUACAGGUGGUAUCAUUCCCAUAAGCCAGGAUAGUUUUAAAGGAGAACAUUCCAAAGAAUUUUAUUAUUUAAACAUUGGGAAACCCUUUGGAGUCGAAGCAGGAGAUAAAUUACCGUGGGUGGAUCUUAGUCCCGUAUCGCAAAUUCUUCCAACACAUGCAUGGAGCGCUUUUUCAAAUUGUGGUGAUUCUCUAAUUUUGUAUAUUGGUGAAUCUAAUGGAUCAGUAGAAUACGGUGAUGUCUACACUUACAAUUUACAACAGUGGAACAAUCUUAUGACCAUCAAUUCACCUCCAUCUUAUUAUCACAGCCGGAGCCAGACCGUUUGUGAUAAAACUGGAAAAAUGUAUAGAUUUGGUGGAAACUUUCAGCCGAUUGGCAAUCCUGUAAUUAAUAAUAAAAUGAAUAUUUUGGAUAUACAUACGCGAGUGUGGAGAAGUAGUGGUGCUCCAGUAGGAAUGUACGAUCAUACGGGUACAUUGUUACCAAACGGUUAUAUUGUUUAUAUAGGUGGUAGAUUUAAUGAACUACUUGUAAAUAUGUCAAAGCUACUUUUAUAUAAUAUAAAUGAUAAUACAUGGACUCCAAAGGAAACCUUUGGCGAUACGCCAACAUCUCGUGCAUACCAUUCUGCCGUUCUGAAUGUGUAUAAGAGACAGGGCAUUGAUGAUACUGCAGCCGAUGAUCUUGUAAUAUUAGAUACAUCACAAGCUAAUUUUACAUGGUCAAUAGCGAAUGUCUCCACAAAAUCACCACUUUCACGUACUUACCAUACGGCUACUUUGGUCGGUCAUUAUAUGAUCGUGAUUUUCGGAAAAAAUAAUGAAUUUAUAUCACCAACCACACAAAAUGAAGUAUUUAUUUUAGACACGAGCGAUAAAUCUAAUUACAAAUGGAUUAGAAAAGACGACUAUUAA